CAAGGUAUUCCCUCGUUCCGGACCAGUGCUUCCUCCACACCAUUGACUACAUCCAGGAACUUGGGUAAAUAAGUCCCCGCUGUGCAGGCAGAGGUUAAAGUGGACUGUGCCAGUUUUGACGGCGUUGUGAAAGAGUUUUCCGGGCAGAAAGAAGCAGCAGGGGGAGGGAUGAGACGCGGGAGAAGAAGAGGGAAAAUGGCGAUGGAGGGGCCUAGGCAUCAACCGCCUACCCUCGUCCCAUUGCUGAUGAGCGUGACGGCUGUGUUGAUCUCACACCACUUCUUCAACGCCGCUGCACAGAUACCAGACCCCGAGCUUCUGCCAACAGACCCUCCAAAAAAGCCAGAUCCAGUCACUUCAGAAUCAGUGGUGUUUUGGGGCCUUCGAUUAUGGCAGAUUGUAGGCAUUUUCUCCAUGUUCAUACUAGCAAUUAUAAUAACACUGUGCUGCAUCUUCAAAUGUCGAAUUCCACGAACGAAAAAAGAGAUAGAGGCUCGGCACGUACAAAGACAAGCCGCGAAAACAUAUGCCAACACACUGGAGACGGUGCCCCCCCUCAACGAACUCACAGAGAUGCCGGGAGCUCUUGCGGAAGCGUCAGCUCUGCAGACAGUCUCUGAUCAGGUACAGGCUCGCGGUAGUGGACAACUUCCUGUGGUCAGGGAAGAAGAUGAACCCGCCAAUCCAGUCACUUAGAGCGAUGCGCUCAAGCUCUCCUGUUCUUUCUGCCUGCCUGUCCUCAGCCUGCACUCCUGGAUGCCUUAGUGUAGAAAAGACCAU
Sinocyclocheilus rhinocerous is the source of this 780-nucleotide messenger RNA. RefSeq names its product transmembrane inner ear (gene tmie). The coding region runs from base 169 to 696 and encodes 175 amino acids. The record is from RefSeq and is a predicted model, not a curated record. Lineage: Eukaryota; Metazoa; Chordata; Actinopteri; Cypriniformes; Cyprinidae. Gene Ontology annotation, biological process: inner ear morphogenesis; sensory perception of sound. The transcript has 5 exons.